Molecule: messenger RNA, 2398 nt
Organism: Gambusia affinis (western mosquitofish)
Lineage: Eukaryota; Metazoa; Chordata; Actinopteri; Cyprinodontiformes; Poeciliidae
Product: schwannomin-interacting protein 1
Exons: 7
Coding region: 1361-2011 (216 amino acids)
Biological process (GO): positive regulation of hippo signaling
Cellular component (GO): plasma membrane; cell junction
Source: RefSeq, a predicted model, not a curated record
UCCUGUAAAUCUCCAGAAGUUGUUUAAGAAUAGAAAAUUGCUUUACAGUAUCCAAAAUCUGUUGGAUCAGCGUCAGAUCAGCGUCAAUCUCCAUGAAAACGUGUAUUUAUAUAAUAAACCUUUAGUUGAUUAUGGAGAGAUUUUUAUCAGAACCAAACGUCAACAAACAAACAAACAGUGAGCUGGUGACAGAAAUGCAGCUGCAGCUGAGCCUGCAUGAGGUUCGGAACCGGAACCGGGAGGUUCAGGGUCGGCCCAGCAGUGAGAUUCUACUGCAGCAGGAAUGUUUCCGGGUCCCCGAACGCAUCACCGUCCAUCUGCGCCGAGCCGUCAGUGAAUCUGUGAAACACGACACGGGGUCCGGUAACGCUUCACCGCCUGGGCGGAACCAGAACCCGGAUCCAGUAAACCCUCCCAGCGAUCCUGCAGGUUCUGCUGCGUUCUGUUGGGCUCGGUACCGGGUCUAGUCCAGUCAGUUCACAGUUCAUUUUCUUUUGAGUUCUGGAAUAGUUCUGGACCUGUCCGUUCGACCCGUUUCCUCCAACCAGAUUAAUUUAAUUUAAUUUAAUUUAAUUUAAUCAGUAAUAUUUCUGUAAAUGCGCCACAAUUAGAAAAAAAAUUCUCAUUUAGUGCCACUAAAAAUGAUUUAACUUCAUAAAUUGUGUCAAUGCAAAAAAAAAUUAAUCAAUACAAAACAAUAAUAAACAUAAGACAGAGAAGAUACAACACAAUUAUCAUAAGAAGUAACUAAAACUAAAUUCAUUCAUUUAGAUGGUGAAACAAGGAAUUGGGUCAUUAUUUAAAAUGUUGGCAGAUCUAAUUUGUUUUUUUAAAUAGAUUAGAAAAAUAAAAGAGGUGCUCCAAUUUAAAAAAAAUUAUAAUUUGUUACUAAAACUCAAAGUUAAUCUUAUUAAUUUUAUGAAGUUGUCAUGUUAAACAAACGUAAAUAAAUACAGUUCAAUCCGGUUAGCGCCGUCAUUAACAUGGCAGAACCCAGCCCUCAUCAUGAUGCUGCCACUCUCCACCAGCUGCUGAGGGAAUAAUAACUGAUCAUUUCCUGUGUUUUCCUCUGAAGCUGCAGUCAGGUCUCUGUGCGCCUCUUCCUCCUCCUGCAGGAUGUCUGUGGGCGGAGGCCUGAGGAAGAGGAGGAGGAAGAGGAGGCUCCAGCCUUCCUCCAGGCCCGCUCCCACAACUCUUCAAGCAAACUUUCCUCCAAUGUUUCCGUGAAGCAAAAACUGCGACGCUUCGCGUGGCGCGGGAGCAAAAGCACGCAGCGGGUCCCCGCGGGGCUGCGGGGCCCGCGGAGGGACGGCGGCAUGUCGAGGAGAUCCGCAGCCGCCUGGAUGUGACUCCGAGGAGGAUGGAGGGAGGAACAGAACCAACAGAGGAGGAGAAGGAGAAGGAUCCUAAUCACAUCCCAGUGGAACACCAGGAGUUUCCCAUCAUGCACUGGGAGGAACUGAGCCAGCGGAUUGCUGAGCUGGAGAAGCAGGAGCAGGAGAGGAGGGAGAAGAGGAGGACGGGUCUGAGGACGGAGAACGUCUGGGAGGAAGAGGAGGAAGACAUCAGGAGGGGACGAGUCGCCGUCUCCACAUCACGACUGAACUGCAGGAACCUGCAGCUCUGCUUCAUCAACAACAGCGACAGCGAGGAUGAUGAUGAGGAGGAAGGAGCUGAGAGGAAGGUUCCCAUGGGAGCAGGACACAAUGGUUGCCAUGGCAGCGGGUUGAAACAGGAAGUGGCAGCAGCUCUGAGAGUGCUGAGAGACAAUCUGCUGGCUGAGCAGAGGCAGCAGGAGAGCCAGGCCAGCUGCAGCGGUUUCGUCCAGCGGAAACAUCUGGAGCGCAGAGAGCUGCAGGAUCUGAGUGAGACGCAGCUGAUCGGCCUGCAGGGGGCGCUGCAGCAGGAGGUCCACGUGCUGAGCGCAGAGCUGGUGGCCCAACUGAUGGUCCGGGACCAGCUGAGGACCAAGCAGGACGCCAUGCUGCUGGACGUCCAGGACCUGACCUGACUCCAGAACCAGAACCGGGCCGAGCUGCUGUCGGGUCGGGAUGCUGCUCUCCGUCCUGGGGGAAACGAGGUCCAACAGAACCACCCGGAAGGCCUGGACGGAAGCAGAACCGGGUCAUAACGGACCUCCGGUUGUGGUCAGCGGGUUCUGGAGAACUGCUGAUUGACCCAGAACGGAAAUCAAUCGGUUUGAUUAGAAAUGAAUCAAUAAGUUUAUUUAACUCAGUGUUUAUUUCUGGUCAGAUUCAGGUUAAAGUUUAAUAUUAAACUAUAUUCAUGUUUCUAUUUUAUGUUCAUCUGAACAAACGGAGGAAAGUUUCACUGUGACUUUAUUAAAUAGAAUAACAAACUGUUUAAAUCUGUAUUAAAUUUAUUUGGAGGAAAAGGA